This is a messenger RNA of Amphimedon queenslandica, 402 nucleotides long. Its product is annotated as 52 kDa repressor of the inhibitor of the protein kinase-like. The transcript has a single exon. The record is from RefSeq and is a predicted model, not a curated record. Gene Ontology annotation, molecular function: protein dimerization activity. The coding region runs from base 1 to 402 and encodes 133 amino acids. Lineage: Eukaryota; Metazoa; Porifera; Demospongiae; Haplosclerida; Niphatidae.
AUGAAAGCUGGGGAACUGUACACUGAAGACCUUCCAAAUCCAUCCUCUCUUGCUAGUGAACUACACAACUGGCAUACUAAAUGGAGUCAAGAAAAGGAAACACACGGCUCAAGCACUUUGCCUACAACUCUUUACUCAACAUUACCUCAGAUAUCUAGCUUUUAUCCUAACAUCAAGGUACUAAUUACCAUUCUCUGCACUCUACCAGUGACUUCCUGUACUGCUGAAAGGUCCUUUAGUGGGCUCAAACGAAUAAAGUCAAGCCUAAGAUCAACCAUGACCAACGAACGUCUUUCAAGUCUUGCUUUACUGCACAAUCAUCGGGAUAUACCGGUAAAUAUCGAAGAAAUCAUUGACGAAUUUGACAGACAGUAUCCAAGACGUCUCCAACUAUCACAGUAA